UAACGCACAUUAAAGAAGAGAUCAAACAACAACUAUCGCUCAAGCGAGAGAAAAAGUGAAAGCAAAGGCACAGAAUCCAUAAACCUCCCAAAAAAACAGAAUACCAAACACUGUCUAUCUCUCUCUCUCUCUCUGUAUGUGUUUUUCCUUGAAAAAUCCAAAAAACAAAAACAUCUAAUCAGUUUAUUUUUACUUUCUAUCUCUAGAAGCAGAAACUAUAACGCAGGAACGGUUUCUCUCAUUAAUCGGUGUCUCAUUUUGUAACUGCGAAAAAAAGAACCGCAGAAACUUGCUUGUUUUUCACUUGUGUUUCCGUCCGGUUCCGAUAAGUUCGGGGUUGGUCCGUACGAAUGGACCGGUACGGUCGGGUGCAAGAAGGCUCACAAUCCGAUCCGGCACUAGAAUGGACGGGUUCAGGACAGGAAACCGGACUUGAAGAGGGUGUUUGGCAAUUGGAAAUAGGGGAAACAGAAUCGGAAUACCCGGAAAGACCUAAUGAGCAAGAUUGCAUGUAUUACUUGAGGACCGGGUUUUGCGGGUACGGAGCUAGGUGUCGGUAUAAUCAUCCACGUGACCGGACUGCGGUAUUGGGAGCUGCGAGGGCUGGUGGAGGGGAGUUUCCUGAACGAGUGGGCCAGCCUCUUUGCCAGUAUUAUAUGCGGACAGGGACAUGUAAAUUUGGUGCUUCCUGCAAGUACAACCAUCCUAAACAGGGAGGCAUUUCUGUUAGACCCGUGUCACUAAAUUAUUACGGAUACCCAUUACGCCCGGGUGAAAGGGAAUGUACAUACUACAUUAAAACAGGGCAGUGUAAGUUUGGGGCAACAUGUAAAUUCCACCAUCCACAGCCAGCUAACAUGCAAAUUCCAGCACGAUCACUGGCUCCACAAGUUGCAUCGGUGCCUGCCCAUACUUUAUAUCCUACAAUGCAAUCUCCGUCUGUUCCUUCAUCUCAACAGUAUGGUGUAAUGGUUGCAAGGCCUCCUCUGCUACCAGGCUCCUAUGUACAAGGUCCUUAUGGUCCCGUGUUGCUUUCCCCAAGCUUAGUUCCCUAUCCAAGUUGGAGUCCAUACCCGGCACCUGUAAGUCCAGUAGCCUCUCCUAAUGCUCAGCCUGCAGUUGGCUCAGGAUCAGUCUAUGGAAUAUCACCACUAUCUCCUUCUGCACCUGCUUAUACAGGAGCAUAUCAAUCCAUACCUACUGCAAAAGGUCCUUCUAGCAGUUCCCAGAAGGAACACGUGUUUCCAGAGAGACCUGGCCAGCCAGAAUGUCAGUAUUACAUGAAAACUGGUGAUUGUAAAUUCGAAUCCUCAUGUAGAUAUCAUCAUCCCCCAGAAUUGGUCACAUCAAAAACAAAUGUUGUUCUUAGCCCCAUGGGCCUUCCUCUACGCCCUGGUGCGCCAACUUGUACUCACUACACGCAACAUGGACAGUGCAAGUUUGGGCCUGCAUGCAAAUUCGACCAUCCAAUGGGAACACUGAGUUACAGUCCAUCUGCAUCUUCUCUUGCUGACAUGCCAGUUGCGCCCUAUCCAGUGGGAUCUUCAAUUGGCACGCUGGCCCCAUCAUCCUCAUCUUCAGAUCUGCGGUCCAAACCCAGCAAGGACUCCAGUUCAACCAGGUUGUCUUCGUCAACAAGCACACCUAGCGGAUCAGUUGGUUCAAAAUAUUCAAAGAGUGGACCUGCUUCUCAUUCGAGCGUUCAAAAGUCAGGUCCUUCAACCACCAGCAGCACCAGCACCAACACAGGGGCACGCACCUCAUGCUAAGAAAAGAUAUUAAACAGCUCCUGCUCAUUCCUCUUUUUUAUCAAAUUCAUGAAAAACAGCAUUUUUUUUCUUGCUUCAGCCGUCAAAUAGGAGGCUUUAUUUUCCCAGCUCAGAUGGUUCCAUGAUUCAGGUCUAGCAUACAUUAGCUCUGAUAAUAUCUCUGUUCAUAUAAUCUUGUGGCCAUUGUUUUUUAUAUUCAAUAAGCUAUGGCCAUUGCCCAAAAAUCUUAGCAAACCCCGCAUAGCCUUCCACUGUUCUUUCGAAUAACCAUGAAUCUGCAGUUCCUCAAGGCAGAUCUGUAUCCACAUCUCCUUUUUUUGGAGUCUGUUACUUUAUAUCCCAAUCCUUUCUCAAAAAUGUAAGAGAAAAAUCCUAAAGCAUUCUUCCUUUUACAUCAGCCGUGUCUUCAUGUCUAUCAAUUUAUGAUUUCUUCAAAUUUGGGAACAAGCUUCCAAUUUGUCUAGAAAGGAAUUUGAAGGUUUCUUGUUUCCCUUCUUUUUUGUCAUCUGGGGUUUAUUAAAGACUUGAAGGAGGCAUGCAUCUCAGUGCUACCUUACAUGUGAUUAGGUACACAGUUAUGUUGUGACAAUUGAAAUGCUUGACAUUUUUAUUGAUGGAUCUAUUAUGAAAUACAAAUAUAUGAAGAGUUACUCAGACUGUAAUAA
This is a messenger RNA of Populus nigra (black poplar), 2434 nucleotides long. RefSeq names its product zinc finger CCCH domain-containing protein 34. Bases 351 to 1769 code for a protein of 472 amino acids. The transcript has 7 exons. The record is from RefSeq and is a predicted model, not a curated record. NCBI's taxonomy places the organism in Eukaryota, Viridiplantae, Streptophyta, Magnoliopsida, Malpighiales, Salicaceae. Gene Ontology annotation, molecular function: mRNA binding; metal ion binding.